CGCUCAGUCAAGUAUAAUCACUGCACAAGAAACAUUUCGCUAUGUCGCUCUAUAUGUUCGUGGUGUUGUUUAUGGUGUUGCUAGCACAAGAUGGCGGCGCUGACGUCACAGGCGCCCUCUGGGAGAACUAUAGUCUUAGACAAGAGAGGAGCUCACAGCAAGCAGGACCUCUGACCGAUUUGAAAUCAUCAUGCCAAAUCGAAUGCAAGAACAACGGCACAUGCGUGGACAAUACAUGCCUAUGUCCGUUCAGCUUCUACGGCAAGUACUGCGAGAAGACACCAUGCCUCGAUGGCCAACCACUACCCAACAACUCUAACAGACGGUGCACUGCACACCAGAUUCUAACUCCUCCUAGCGGCGAUUACAACCCUGCUAGAACCAAAAGAUCCAUCCUUGUUCGAGAACCUACAAUUCGGUGUCCAGAUAGCCUUAUUUGGAACCCUAUAGCAAAAUUGUGUGUGCCUGUCGAAAAAAAUAUGUAGCUUCCUAAAGUAAAUUAUAAUUUAGUUUGUCACGAAGGAAAAGCAAGGGGUUGACAAACAGACAAACAUUGACUUCUUUUAUUUUUUCGUAUAAUUAUUGUAUAUUAAAUUAUUUUUAUUAUUUAUUUAUGUAAUACAGAUAUGUAGAUAUUUGGCUAACUAUGGGCCUUAUUAGCAGGCUCAAAGCCACUCAGCGGGCGAUGGAGUGAGCUAUGCUCGGGGAUUCUCUGCGUGAUCGAAUCAGAAAUGUGGAGAUCCGCAGACGAACUAAAGUCACUGAUUUAGCUCAGCGAGUCGCGAAGCUGAAGUGGCAAUGGGCAGGCCACAUAGUUCGAAGAGCCCGUUGCGAGCGAUGGACGUUGGGGUCCCAAGGUGCUGGAAUGGCGACUCCGCACAAGUAAGCGCAGUGUUGGCCGACCCCCCACCAGGUGGACUGACGACAUCAAGCGAGUCGCAGGGAUUCGCUGGAUGCAGGCGGCUCAAUAUCCUGAUGUUUGGAAGUCCCUGCAAAAGGCCUAUGUCCUGAAGUGGACGUCCAUCGGCUGAUAUGAUGAUGAUGAUGAUAUGAUUCAAUUAUCAUUUUACCGACGACGCAAACGCAUUACCGAUCGGUCCGUGAGCUCACCCAGGGGUCAUGCCUGAAAAUCAGUACAGUAACUCAGCUGUAGCAUAGAGCUGAGGCAGCGCCCCAUUCAGCUAAAUGUUUAAUAGUAUCGUCAUCAACCCAUAUUCGGCUCACUGCUGAGCUCGAGUCUCCUCUCAGAAUGAGAGGGAUUAGGCCAAUAGUCCACCACGCUGGCCCAAUGCGGAUUGGCAGAUUUUACACACGCAGAGAAUUAAGAUAAUUCUCUGGUAUGUAGGUUUCCUCACGAUGUUUUCCUUCACCGAUUGAGACACGUGAUAUUUAAUUUCUUAAAUUAAAUAUCACGUGUCUCAAUAUUUCUUAAAUUAAAUUAAGUUUAGUAGUAUUAAGCACUAAUAGACUAACUUAUGCUUGUACAUUCUUAAAUAAUUUUAAUAUUUUUUAAUUAGUUUGUAAGCUAGCAGAUUGUAAUUUCUCUCUCUUUUUUUGGCUGAAUAAAGGAUUUUAUAAUUUUUUUAUUAUUAAUAAAAUAAAUAAAAAAUAA
Messenger RNA from Bicyclus anynana (squinting bush brown), 1612 nucleotides. RefSeq lists its product as uncharacterized. Bases 42 to 485 code for a protein of 147 amino acids. Lineage: Eukaryota; Metazoa; Arthropoda; Insecta; Lepidoptera; Nymphalidae. The transcript is spliced from 3 exons. The record is from RefSeq and is a predicted model, not a curated record.